AUGGUGGCGAGAUCGUUCUUGCUGGAGAAACUGAGCGCGCCGUACGACAGUGGCGGAGUCGGUAGUAUCAGUGCUGCUGUAGCUCCUGUACCGCUUGAUGACGGUACGUCUGGAGAGUCCAUAUCCAAGCAGAAGCAGCUCGAGAGCAAGAAACAAACGGCCUCGACCAUUGGCUGGUUCUCGAGUCUAUUAAAGGAGGAGAAAUUGCUAUUGGCUAUGGGCGUCUCGGGCAUGACCGUUGCAUCGGCUAUGAAUCUGGUGUUCCCGCGCAUUAUGGGGAAGGCUAUUGACGUGGCAUCGGGCAAACCAGUGCCAGGCGGGCUCAGCCGCAAAGGGUUCGUGGUCGUCGUCCUUGCGACGUUUGUGACAGGGUCCAUGGGUUCGUUCUUGCGCACGUACUCGCUCGGCAUGGCCGCUGAACGCAUUGCUGCCAAGUUGAGAAGGAGAUUGUACAGGACGUUGUUGUUGCAGGAGCUGAGCUUUUAUAAUGACCGUAAGGUGGGCGAACUCGUGACGAGACUUAGUCGUGACUGUCAACAGACGGCCAAUGCUGUUGUUGACGUGCUGUCCAACGGAUACCGGUCGUUAAACUCGGCCCUGGGUGCAUCCUGCAUGCUGCUGACAAUCUCGCCCAAGUUGACGCUCGUGUCGUUAACGAUUUUGCCGCUCGUAGGCACGAGUGCCAUGCUCUUUAGCAAAUUAUCGAGCCGAUUGGCUACGAAGCAUCAGAAUGCGGUCGCGGACAUGACAGGGGUUGUUGAGGAACGAUUGAAUCACAUUCGUACGGUCAAGCUGUUCUCUGCAGAGCAGGAUGAGCUGACCCGCUUUGACGAGAUUAAUCACGGGAUCUUGGCGAAUGCAAAGAGUGCGAAGCGUGCUCGUGGUAUAUUCAUGGGUGGUCUUUCGCUGUCGGUCAACUGCUCGUUGUUCUCAGUGCUGUACUUUGGCGGAUCCCUUGUGGGAUCAGGGGAACUCACCAUUGGAACGCUUACGUCAUUCGCUCUGUAUAGUGGAUUCAUGGGUCUUGGGUUCUCCGGUCUGUCCUCGUGCUUUAGCGAAAUGAAGAAGACCCGCAUGUCGUCCGAGUCGCUUUUUGACUUGCUAUCGCUUCCACCUGCUACAGAUGGCGACAUGACGUUAGAAAAUGUCAAGGGCUGUGUUAGCUUCAAUGACGUGUCUUUCGCAUACCCGUCGCGCCCGAAUGUCUUGGUGCUGAACCGACUGAACAUGCGGAUUAACCCUGGUGAGGUAGUCGCUAUCGUUGGCAAGAGCGGAGCUGGUAAGACCACAAUUGCGUCACUUAUGUCCAAGAUUAUCAAGCCCACAAGUGGCACCGUAACGCUGGAUGGCGUGGACAUUGCGACAUUGAAGGCGUCGUGGCUACGUAAACAGAUUGGAGUCGUUAAUCAGGAACCGUCGCUUUUUGCGUCUACUGUUGCUGAAAACAUCAUGUACGGAGCCGAGGUGUACGAUAAGGAGCAGCUUAUUAGAGCUGCUACGGAAGCGCACGCGCACGAGUUCAUUAUGGAACUGCCAAACAAGUACGACACGUUUGUGGGUGAAAAGGGUGUUGAGCUAUCGGGCGGUCAAAAGCAGCGUAUUGCUAUUGCUCGCGCGCUCUACAAGAAGACGAACAUCCUUCUUUUGGAUGAAGCCACGAGCUCUCUCGAUGGUCGCAGCGAGGACCUGAUCCGGCGUUCAAUUCAGUCAGCGGCAGUGGGCCGAGCUGUGUUGAUCAUUGCGCAUCGGCUGAACACGAUCAGACAUGCCAGCCGCAUCAUAUUGCUAGAAGAUGGCGUCACCGCUGAGACUGGCACCUUUGAGGAUCUGUACGAAGAAGGCACCAAGUUUUACAAUCUGGCUCACAGUCAAGCUCCAAUAGUUUAA
This is a messenger RNA of Peronospora matthiolae, 1887 nucleotides long. The record is from the annotation of a GenBank genome assembly. Lineage: Eukaryota; Oomycota; Peronosporomycetes; Peronosporales; Peronosporaceae.